This is a messenger RNA of Plasmopara halstedii, 357 nucleotides long. RefSeq lists its product as uncharacterized. The transcript has a single exon. The record is from RefSeq and is a predicted model, not a curated record. Lineage: Eukaryota; Oomycota; Peronosporomycetes; Peronosporales; Peronosporaceae. Bases 1 to 357 code for a protein of 118 amino acids.
AUGCCGGAAUGUCUAGGCCACGCUAUUCGCUUCGCUCACAAUGCGAAUACAUCCGUCGUUUCCAAGUCACUUACCGCAGAUCCCGACCAAGAUGGAACCGGACCCAAUGGUCCAUCGCAUGAUACUGACUGUGCAAAUUCAGCCUUCGUGCCGCGUCGGAGGUGUCAAGGCACUUUCGGUUCUUCUGUUGAUACUCAGUGGCAAAUUGAACUGUUCUAUAGUGCAUACCUCAUUGUCGAUGAAGACAUUGUCCCUCCUAAAAUUUCUUCUCAUCUUGAGAUAAGUCCCGUGUUCCCAUCAAAAUCUCGCAAUUUGUCAGGUUUCGUGAGUUAUAGGCUUUUUGUAGCCGUUUUCUGA